Prosopis cineraria is the source of this 3262-nucleotide messenger RNA. RefSeq lists its product as uncharacterized. Gene Ontology annotation, biological process: rRNA processing. Lineage: Eukaryota; Viridiplantae; Streptophyta; Magnoliopsida; Fabales; Fabaceae. The transcript has 11 exons. Gene Ontology annotation, cellular component: small-subunit processome; nucleolus. The record is from RefSeq and is a predicted model, not a curated record. Bases 151 to 2898 code for a protein of 915 amino acids.
UUGCUGGGGCGACCCCGAAGCCCUAACUGCCGCUCUGAAUGAACACCAAAUACUCGAAUAGAAAUCUCUACUCUGUUGAGGACGUCUUCCAAUCCAACACUCAUUCGCGAGCUCCUCUGGAAAAAGUUUGUCUCGCGUGCAGCCGCAACGAUGGCUGACACGAAGAGAAAACGCAGGGACGAUGGCAACAGGGGAAGAGAGAAGUCGAGGAAGAAUAGUAAGAAGCAAAAGUCGCCUGAUUCCAGAGCUCAGUUGAAGAACGGUGGCCGACGGAAGAAGAGCGGCCCCCGCUUACCCUCAUCAUUGCAAAAAGAGAUUGAACGCUUAAAUCCAACCGCUGCUCUGAAUAGCGAUGAGGAUAUUUCUUCUGAUGAUUACAAUGAAGAGGGGGAAAUUUACGGCAAGGAUGUUUACGAGUUUGAUGAAGAACGAGCUGAAGAGGAGUCUCAGAAAAACAAGCGCUAUGACCAGGUUGGGGUGGAUAAAUUCGAGUAUGAGCUGCCGGAUGACCUGUCUGAUGACUUAAAGGAUGAGGAUCUGGAAUCUGAUGAUGAGAACGUGGAUGAUGAUGACAACUGGAGAACCAAGGAUGAAAAGGCCACGAGUGAUGAUUCUGAAGAAGAAGAUGAUGGAAGGCAUACAAGAAUGUUGCAGGGAAUUACUGGGAUGCCAAGUGAGGCUUUUGAAGAAAAGAGGAAGAAGAAAAAGGAUGAUGUCAUACCAGAGUUAUAUCCUGAGUCUGAAUUUAAUCCUAGUCGUGAUAUUAUUGAGGGUGAUGGACGCAUCAGCAUUGAUGACCUUCUGGAUCCUCUUCGUGGAAAAUCUGGUUAUAGCAAACUUAGAAAGAGAAUGCAACAAAUGGAGAAAAAUGCUAGGCCUAUUCAUGCUCCGCUUCCAAAGGCAGAUCAAGCAAAGGUUGAGAGGAAGGUAGCAUAUGAAUUGUCAAAGAAAGACAUCACAAAGUGGGAGCCCCUCAUCAAGAGAAACAGGGAGGCACCUACUAUUUUAUUUGAUGAAAAAACAGAUUUGGGGUUUUCAACUGUGGGAGCAAUAGCUUCUGAAUUUGAGCCAAGGACUGAGUUCGAGAGGAAAAUAGCUGCACUCGUUGGUGACAAUGAACUCAUGGAAGCUCAUAAAAAGGAUGGUUCAAGGCUUCUGGAAUUAAAUGAGAUCUCUAUUGAAGAUGAAAAGGAAAGGCAAAAUCGGAUUGCUAAAAUGCGUAGCCUUCUAUUUCGUCAUGAAAUGAAAGCAAAGCAUGUCAAAAAGAUCAAGUCUAAAACAUACCAUCGUUUGUUGAAGAAAGAUAGACUGAAGGCAACAUCUGCUCAGAUUGAAGUGGACCCUGGAGCUGCUAAAGAAUUUGCCCUGAAACAGGAGCGUCAGAGGGCGGAGGAACGCAUGACUCUGAAACAUAAAAACCGAAACCGCUGGGCUAAGCGCAUUCUAGCACGUGGUUUAAAUAAUCAAGAUGAAGGAACUCGUGCUGCCAUUGCUGAACAACUCCGAAGGCACACUGAAUUGACUAGAAAAAUGAACUCUAUGAAGGAUAGCAGCAGCAGCAGUGAUGAUACUAGUGAUGCAGAUGAGAACUUAGAUGGCUCUGAUGGGGACAGGGCCUCCAAGCUGUUGGAGAAAGCAAAAGAUAAAACAAUGAAAGUAUUAGAAGAAGAAGAUGAAGUUCCUAAAUCAGGAUUGCUUUCACUACCUUUUAUGAGGCGUGGGUUGGCCAAAAGAAAAGAGGCAGCUGCUGAAGAAGCCAAACUUGCUCUUCAGGAAUAUGAUAAUUCUUUGAAGAAUUUGGAGAAUCCUAGUGGCUCAGAAGAUCAAAAAGCUGCUUCCGUCAGAGGUAGAAGGGUUUUUGGCACAGCUAAAUCCCAGACUCCUGAUGCAAGUAAUAAGAUCAAAUCUGAUAAUUUUUAUGGUAGCAGUGAUAGUGAAGAUGGCUUAGAGGCCGGAGAAAAUGGUGAUAUGUUGACUGAUAGAAGUAAUAAUUCGCUAAAUGUUGUAACAAGUGAUCCUGUCUUAAUUCAGGAAGACACUGAUAUUCGUGAGGAAUCUGUCCUUAAGAACUUCAAUGAGAUUAUUAAAGAUCCUGGGCCAAAAACCACAUAUGAAGUUGCCAUAUUUGCUUCGGAUACAUGGAAAAAGGCAAAAAACAGAAGUGACGAAGACACUGAUAACAGGAAAUCGCCAAAACUUAUGGGGCUUGUUAGGCAAGAAUUAAAAGAUACUGAAAAGGAAUCUGAAGAGGUUAGUGAUACAGAUAGUGAAGGACAUAUGGUGGAUGGAAUUUUGUCUUCUGGAUCAAAACUGUCUUAUGAACUUCCUUCUCAAGAGGAGCUCAUUCGGCAAGCUUUUGCAUGUGAUGAUGUGGAGGAGGAUUUUGAAAAGGAUAAACAAGAUAUUCUCAAUGAAGAGAAUCCUGAGCCAGAAAAACCUCUACUCCUCCCUGGCUGGGGGCAAUGGACAGAUAUACAGCGAAAGAAAGGUUUACCAUCUUGGAUGCUGAAAGAGCAUGAUAUUGCCAAGAAGAAAAGGGAAGAAGCUCUGAAGAAGAGGAAAGAUGCUCAUCUAAAACACGUGAUUAUCUCUGAGAAAGUUGAUAAAAAGGCUGAGAAGCUUCAUACGAAAGCAUUACCUUACCCUUUUACUUCCCAAGAGGUAUUUGAUCAGAGUCUGCGCAUGCCCAUUGGACCUGAAUUCAAUCCAGCAACUACAACGGGGGCUCUUAUCCGGCCUGAGGUGGUGAAGAGACCUGGCAUGAUUAUAAAGCCAAUAGAGUUUGAGGACCCGCUUGAAAAAACGGGGCGGGGUGGAGAGAAGCUUAAGUUGAAAAAUAAAGGCAAUCGUGGCAAAACCACGAAAAAGGCAAAGACUAACCACAAGGCCAGGGUGUAGUCUGAGAGUUUUAUUAUUCCAGUUCCUGAAAUAUUCUCAGUUUAUGUCAUUUGGGAAAGAAGGUUAGGUCAUGUGGCGUAAAGAAAAGGCCAGAAAGCAAGCAAGUAGCACGGGCGUUAUUCGUUCGCGAAGCUUGUUGCACAAAGGAAAGGAUGAGAAAAUAAAAUUAAGAGAAGAGGCGCUUCUUCUAGUGUUCUCAGUUUUAAAUUUUUAACGAAUUCAUUUGUUUUCUACAGUAAUUUUUUUGGGUCACUUGAGAUAUCUUAUAUUCUCAACUCUCAAGGCAGCGAUGAGAAUAUCUUUCUCAUAUAUGAGAAUUUUUAAAUAUGCAAUUCUGUAAUAAUAAUAUUAGUGUUUUUCCCCA